Rhea pennata is the source of this 354-nucleotide messenger RNA. RefSeq names its product family with sequence similarity 162 member B (gene FAM162B). NCBI's taxonomy places the organism in Eukaryota, Metazoa, Chordata, Aves, Rheiformes, Rheidae. The transcript is spliced from 4 exons. The coding region runs from base 1 to 354 and encodes 117 amino acids. The record is from RefSeq and is a predicted model, not a curated record.
AUGCCGCACAACGUUCUCAAGCUGGUUAACAGACCAGAGCAGGCUCACAAGGUGGCUGCAAGUUACAAGCCCUCGAAGUUUGACAGAAAAAUCCUCCUCUGGACCGGCCGUUUCAAGACGGAAGAUGAGAUUCCGCCGAGGAUCCCGCCAGAGAUGCUGGACAGGGCAAGAAACAAGGCUCGAGUUAAAGCUUGUUACAUAAUGAUUGGGCUUUCGAUUGUUGCCUGUUUUGCUGUGAUUGCUUCGGCCAAAAAGGCUGCUGCACGUCAUGAGUCCUUAACAAGCUGGAACUUGGCAAAGAAGGCCAAGUGGCGGAAAGAGGCUGCACUGGCAGCGGAGUCAAAAUCAAAAUAA